AUAUGCGGUAGUUCAGGUUCUGGGAAAACUCAUCUCACUUUUAACAUGUUGACAACACCAAACCUUUUAGAUUUCGAUUCUCUGUAUAUCUACACAACAACACCAGAGCAAUCGUAUUAUCAAUUCCUCAAAGCUUUGGAAUAUUUACCAAAGAAAGACGUUCAAGACAUAUUUCAAUAUUACGAAGAAAACGAAGAAGAAGUGGAAAUAAAAGAUAUCAUAGAAAACUUCACUAAAUCAAAGAAUCCAUCUUUCAAUCCAACGGAUAUAAAAGUUUUUCUUACGAAAAAUGUUAAUGAUCUAGACUUGUCUAAUAUUGAUAGCAAUCGAAAGAACUUAAUAUUGUUUGACGACUGCGUAGCGCAAAGAAAUCAAACUGUUCAACAAGAAUUCUUCACCAAAGGAAGACAUCACAACUGUCACUGCAUAUACCAAUCCCAAUCUUUUUACGGGAUGGAUUCUAUGUUCAUUAAAAAAAAUGCAAAUUGUUUUUUAUUAUUUGAAUUAAACGAUAAAGAUUUAUCUCAAAUCAUUCAGUCUAUAAAUCACGGAAUGGACAGAGAUACAUUUAAAAAGGUUUGUAAAGCUCAAUGGAGAAACCCAGAUGAUCAUGGAUAUGUAUUUGUAAAUACUAGAAAACCUGCGGGAGAAAGAGUUAUGAUCGAUAUAUGUUAA
Messenger RNA from Lottia gigantea (owl limpet), 675 nucleotides. RefSeq lists its product as hypothetical. The record is from RefSeq and is a predicted model, not a curated record. The transcript has a single exon. Lineage: Eukaryota; Metazoa; Mollusca; Gastropoda; Lottiidae. The annotation marks the transcript as partial.